UCGACAUUGGAUGUUGGUGCUCGUGAUGAUGCGGGGGAUGACCAUAAUUUUGGACCCUUUAAAAAAUCAUAAAUCUCCACCAAUAAUUACGGAGGUUAUGGAAAAAGCAUACGCACAAUGUUUGGAAAAUGAAUACAUCGGCACAUUUACAAAAUUGGUGAGAGGUUCUUGUCCAAAACAACCUGAAAGUCAUGAAUGUGGUUAUUAUGUACUAAGAUACAUUUAUGAUCUUGUAAAUGCACCGAAUCCAGCAGAAGUUAUCAAGAAGAAAUGGUUUGACAAAAAGCAAUUCAAUGUCAAAGAGGAUCUACUACCACUACAAAGUGAUUGGUUAGCUAGAUUAAUGCCAUUUGUUUAUGAAAACUAAAUUUUUGUAUGUAUGUAAGAUUAAAGUGCUAACUUAUAUUGGUUAGAAUGAUUAAAGUCUUUAAUUCA
Molecule: messenger RNA, 435 nt
Organism: Humulus lupulus (European hop)
Lineage: Eukaryota; Viridiplantae; Streptophyta; Magnoliopsida; Rosales; Cannabaceae
Exons: 3
Coding region: 11-367 (118 amino acids)
Source: RefSeq, a predicted model, not a curated record